This is a messenger RNA of Drosophila biarmipes, 5655 nucleotides long. RefSeq lists its product as uncharacterized. Gene Ontology annotation, molecular function: protein binding. The transcript has 6 exons. The coding region runs from base 195 to 2867 and encodes 890 amino acids. The record is from RefSeq and is a predicted model, not a curated record. NCBI's taxonomy places the organism in Eukaryota, Metazoa, Arthropoda, Insecta, Diptera, Drosophilidae.
GCCACAACGUGCGGGAGUUCGUGAAAGUUUAGCAAUCGUUAUUAGUCAAUGAUGUCGGGGCGUUGUGCACUCGAAUUGAAAGCCAAUAACUCGCCAGGACUGCCGCCGCGGCAGUGACAAGAUGGCCAACUGAAAGGCUCGAAAGCGCGAGACCCGAAAAAAGCGAGCCAAAAGCAGCAACCAGCCACCAAGUGAUGGCCUCCUCCACAUCCUCUGCGCGUGUGAACAGCAAAGCAGCCACAGCCGCCAUCGGCGCCGCCACCACCACCGCUCCCGCUGCCUCCUCCUCAUCUCCUCCCGUUUCCGGUUCCGCCUCCUUGGGAGGAGCUGGCUCUCCCGCUCCUUCUGCCACUUCCGCCGCGCCAGCUGUGACCCUCAGCGAACUGAUUGGCCAGCAGCUGAAGCACCUGAAUCCCGAUGAGCUGCUCCACAAGGACGAGCUGCAGCUGCUCGUGCUCCUAACGCCCGUGCAGCGCCAGAAGUUGAGCCGCGAUCUGGAGGAUGUCGAGCUGGGGGCCAGCACUUCGUCGGCGGCGCCACUUUCCCGUCCCGAAAACGGCGAGGAGGACGAGGACCUGAUUGGGGCGGUGGGCGGACUGGGGAUUUCGUCACCACCCGCGACCAAGGAGCCACUGCUGGAAUUUAGGCCACACGUACUCAAAUGGUUUCAACAUCUGCGCCACCAAUCGGGCCACUUCAAGUCGGAGGAGGAGUCGCGUCGUCUGCGGGAGGCUGGCAACGACUCGUACCGCAAGGAGCGGCACCCGCUCAAGGCCAGCGAUCUCUUCACGGAGGCCAUCUUCCUGGCCCCCGCCCGGAACACGCUGGCAGCCGCCCUGGCCCACGCCAAUCGCUCCCUGGUCCUCUUCGAUUGCGGCCUUUACGCGGAAUCCUACGACGACUGCCUGUGCGCCCUGGACCUGGGCUACCCGGAGGAGUACUUGCCAUUGAUUAAGCUGCGCCAAGCCGCCUGUGCCUUAAAACUGCGCAACUUUGCGCUCUGCGAGGAGCAUCUGCACGAGCUCCUGCACAUCGAACUGAACCAGGUGUUCGAAGCGAGGACCCACGAGCUGUGGCACCAGUGCGAGGUGCUCAAGGUGGAGCGCUUCGAGAUGGCCGUGCAAACGGGCGACGACCUGGAUACCAACGAUUCGAAAGCCUUCGAAAUUGCCUGGUUGGACAACUCAUCCUCGCUGCACACCACCCGGGCGUUGGCCAAGAAUGCCCUGAUCUUCGAGUCCGAGGCGGUGGCCAUGGUGCCCAGCGGCAAUUGCCGGGUGUGCGACCACUGCGGGAUCACCCAGUUCAUUCCUUUCCCCUGCAUUUACUGCUCCAACCGCCAGGUGGUCUACUGCUCCCGCCAGUGCCGCUUCAAGCACGCCGCCAUCCACGCGGUGGAGUGCUUUGGCCACCAGAUCGAGCUGUUCGAGUCCUUCGGCGAGGUCUUUGCGAUGCCGCGACUCCUGCAGCUGGCCUUCCGGAUGCUGAUCAGCGGGCUGCCGGAGAUGCUGGGCCACUGCCGCAAGAAGCCCACGCUGAGCAAGCUCUGGGCGGCCAUCAAUGGUGGGCUGCAGGAUCGGCCGGACAUCGCCUACAGUGCCGUCCUCCGGUUGGAACGAUUGAAGGAGGAGCGGCCCACGGACACGGUGAUUGCCCUGGCCCUCUCCUGCCACAUCCUGGCCAUUUACCUGAGCAAGUGCACCAAGUUCUUCGAGCAGCUGGAGAAGAGCCUGCCCACGGCCUCCCGCAUGUCCAGCGCCGAGUGGGAGCUGCUCUGCGCCGCCCUGCUGAUGCGGCACAUUGGCCAGUUGCGCCACAGAUCGCUCACCGCCUGCCGAUCCUUUGUCCUGCCCGCUGAUCCCCACGUCUUCUCGCCGCUGAACGAGUUCCAGCUGUGGGCCGCUCCCAUGCGCCUCCAGGAGGGCCACCUCCAUCUGCUAGCCGGCGAGGUGGCCGUCGUCUCGUACGCCGUCUACCCGGACACCAUGAGCUUGUGCCGCCACAGCUGCUCCUCCACAAUCUGCGCCAAGUUCUCCGGCCGCAAGGUGACCGCGCUGGCCCUGCUGGAUCUGCCGGCGGGAUCGGGGAUCUACAACUGCUUCGCCGGCGGCAACUUCCAGCAGUUGUCGCGGGAGGAGCGCAGCAAGCAGCUCCAGGAGCGCGGCAUCAGGUGCCACUGCAACGCCUGCCAGAUGGCGAACGCGGAAGAUGAGUUCCACAAGUUUCAUCGCUACCGUUGUGAUAACCCAAAGUGCAUGGAAAUCUUCACUCCCAAGGCGCUGCCGCACGCCCCAAAUCUGCGCUGGUGGCUCUCCGAGGAGUACACCCAGCCGGAGUUCAAUGGCGCCGAGCUGAUCCAGUGUCCCCACUGCGGGGAGUUCCAGAAACUGGAGUGGUACUGGGCCUUCACCACGUCCCUGAUCGACUGCGAGCUCAUCGAGGAGCGCUGCAAGCUGUACGCGGCCAUCGAGCGGGCCGAGAACCAACUGAUGGAUCUGCACGAGUGCAAGACGGCUUUGGCCAGGCUCCUGCUGGAGCAGUGCCUCAUGGUGCACCGUGAGGGGGCCACCGUGCUGGACGACUGGGAGUUCAACAAGCUGGGCUCCAUCCUGCGGUCCGUACUGCCCGGGGUCAUGGCCCAGUUCGGGGGCCAGUCGAUCGAGUACGUGAAGUACUUCUCGUACUUCUGGGACGUGAUGGCCCUGAGCAACUACAAGUGCAACGACCGCGAGCUGAUGCAAAUGCUUAACGCCUUGGAGUUCAUCGCCGACGAGUUCAAGGACAUAUUCAUCAACUACUACGAGGACUAUAUUGCGCCCAAAUUCGCCGAAGAGUCCUAUGGCAGCGUCGUAGAUACGCAAGUUUAGAGCAAACGAGCAAACCGAAACAAUGAAACCGAGCAAGUUAAAUAAACUUAGAUAUAUUUUACCCUGUAGCGAAAUGAAAAGAGCAGAAAACGAAAAACACCCACAAAAACUUCUAGGAAAAUUCUAUUGUUGACCCAUACAAAACCAUAAAUGCAUAUAUACUUUGUGCUAUUAUUAAAAAAAAUGGUGCUGAGAUAUUAAAUUGUACGAAACGAAUGUUACAUUCAUUUAGGUGAUUAAGUCAAGGCGAAUAGCGUGCGAGAGAAAUCAAACGAUCAUAUUAGUAGAGUCAUAUCAUGCACACAUUAUGUUCAUAUCACACCUAGGAAAUGAUUAACUGAUUGAUUAUAUAGCAAAUGACUUUUUCAUUAUGCAUUGCGAGCAAUAUUUAUGAAUUAACAAAGCUAAAGUGGAACCCUCUGGAGUGCCCACUGUGUGGCUAUCUAGGAUAAGGAUAACUAAAAUUUAGUCAAAUUGAAAUCGAACCCCGAACCCAUGAUCCUAGUGGUCUAUACAGUGAGCACUGCCGAAGUGGGAAGCUUGAUCGGUAGAUAGGCCGAAGCAAGUCUAAGUGUAAGCAAUAAUUUAGCUUCUGAGAAGCUUCUACCUAAGUGUAGCCACUGAUCUCGAUUGUUUGCCAGGAACACGACGAAUUGUUUUAUCCACUGAAGAGCCCCUACUCAAUCACCUACAUACAUACAGUGGCUCGCAGCUUAUUUCGUGCAGUUACCUAAAAAAAGUUUAAGUCGUUAUUCCAGCUAAACUAUAAGAGAUAACAGAAAAAUUUUAAUGCAGAAUCUUAUUAGGGAAUAUUAACUUAUUUAUUAAAUGAAAGCGAUUUUCUUAAUCAUAAAAACAAAAAUAAUUAUUUAAUAAAAACAAAAUGUACAGGCUUUUUCCAUGCCGCAGCUUAUUUCGUGCAGUAGCUUCUACGUAACUUAAUAUUUGUAAUUUAACCGCUAAUAUUUAGUGUGUCCUCCUUUCUGGUUCAGGACGACUUUGAGACGAUUUUUCAUGGAUGAAACUAGCUUUUUAGUUGUUUCCACUGGAAUUUUUUGCCAUUCUUCCAUAAGAACAGUUUUUAGGUCGUUUUUGUUCGAAAUCUUCCUCUUCCUUAUAGCAAUGUCCAAUAUUUCCCAUAAAUUUUCAAUCACAUUCAAAUCUGGAGACUGUGCUGGCGUUAUAACGACAUGAGGGCAAUUCCAGAUAAGCCAAGACUUCGCAAUUUCUGCUGAAUGCUUCUGAUCGUUGUCCUGGUAAAAUCGAAAACGAUCGCGCAUGCCGAGUUUUUCAGCAGUUUCCAGUAGGUUAUCCUUUAAAAUGUUUAAGUACAUUUUGGCAUCCAUGAUGCCAUCAAUAAAAAUGAGGUUACCGACGCCAGAGGCUGCCAUACAGGCCCAAACCAUGACGUGACCCCCGCCAUGCUUGACCGUAGGUUUCAGGUGCUUAUUUUCCAACUCUGUAUUUGGUUGCCGCCACACAUACUGUCGUCCAUCUGAACCAAAAAUGUUAAAUUUUGACUCAUCAGCAAAGAUAACAUCAUCCCAGAACGAAAUCGGUAAAUGUAUGUGUUGCUUUGUAAACUUUAGCCGAGCAGCAAUAUUUUUCUUGCUGAUAAAGGGCUUCUUCCGUGCUACUCGACCAUUGAAGUUAUGAUCGUGCAGCACACGACGCACCGUAUCAGGACUACACUUCUUGCCCAUUUCGUCCUCGACCUCUGAAGCUAUUUUUGGGGCCGAUAGCUUGGGGUUUUCCUUAAUUUUCCGGACAAUACGGCGCUCUUCAUGAUCGUUGAAAAUUUUAUUAGGAGCUUUUCGGCCUUUAUCUUCAAUGCGGUUCUCUCGGACAAACCAUUGGAUGAUGUAUUGUACAGUACUGGGACUUAGGGACACCAUUUCUCCAAUGACCCGCUGACUUUUUCCACUUAUAAAGUGUUUAAGCACAAGUUCUCGCUGCUCAAUGGUUGUGCGUGGUGCCAUUUCGGUAAUUCCCCUGUAUCUCUUUAUUCAAGUGUGACCAAGCUCAAAAUUUCAUAAAAUAUGUAUUUGUUAGUAUUUUAAAUAAUCAAAUAAUAAAAAAAAACUGUGAUUUUUAAGACUAAAUAUUAAAUGUUUUGGCUUUAAACAUACUGCACGAAAUAAGCUGCGGCAUGGAAAAAGUCUGUACAUUUUGUUUUUAUUAAAUAAUUAUUUUUGUUUUUAUGAUUAAGAGAAUCGCUUUCGUUUAAUAAACAAGUUAAUAUUCCCUAUUAAGAUACUGCAUUUAAAUUUUUCUGUUAUCUUUUUUAGUUUAGCCAGAAUAACGACUUAAACUUUUUUUAGGUAACUGCACGAAAUAAGCUGCGAGCCACUGUAUGUAUUUGCUUGCCAUCGGGCAGCCUGACUGUAAGCUUUUAAUGCUUAAAAAUCAGAUAGGAAUCAAACGCAAUCACUGCAGAAACCAAAAAACAAAGAGGAAAACCACAAGACAACAAACGAACAAAUGAACAACUUAAAUUAAUGGAUACUCGAGUUAUAUGAACGAACAAGUGUUUUUCAAACCUCGCCUUAAUUUUUUAAAGUGUUUUGAAGUACGGUAAAGAUAACGAAGUCAGAAAACAGAAAAACAACAGCAACACGCACUGAUACUACAGCAUAGGCAGGCAAAAUUCACACCGACACGCCCACACACACGGACACACAAUCAGACACGCGAUUCUAUAUAAAUAACUAAAUACAAAUUACAACAAGAUACUCAAACAACUUCUAGCAGCUAUAAACAAAUGCAAUAAAUUCUUUUUAACAACAAA